GCCAAGACGGAUCUUCUUCACGUUUGGUACGAUAUGCGAGCGAAGUGAACAGCACUGAUAAUAUUCCAGAUGCCUUUUUCACAGACCAAUUUGAAAUUCAUUUUGGUGGUUGUGGAGGUUUCCAAAUUUCUACCGAUUUCCCAGAUGUAGCUGGCGUCACCAUUGGCCUAAAAUUCAUUAUAUGCGAAACACCGGAGGUUAUUGCUUAUGGUAGCAUGUCUUGUUCUGGAAUCGGUGAAGGAGAUACGGUAACUUACAGCUGCAACGCAGGUUACAUCAUCUCGAGCGGUUCCGUCACCCGUGAAUGUAUCAACAGCCAGUGGUCUGGAAUCCAGCCUACUUGCGCAGAGAUUGUGGUGGUUUGCCAUCCAAACAACAGCAUCGAUGUAUUCAAUCUUCACGCGGAUUAUUACUUCAAUGCAAUACAGAAUGUAACAAACGGUGGACCUAUUGAAAAGUGUAGUAUUUCAGACAUCAACUCUACCGCUGUGACAAUCACUGGUUGCCUUAAAGAUUUCCCAAUCUUAUUCACCAUUGGGCCCUACAAUGGAAUUGAAUUGUACACACUACACGGAGGAAAAGAUGUGGUUAUUGUACAGAUAUUAUGCAACGAAAUACCAGGGAGCUGCAAAGUGCAUUUCAUAGAUAAUACUUACAAUGUCGGUUUGGGAGUCGCUGAACAUAAAGGCAUUACUGUAACACCUGGAGUGACAUCUGUUUUGAAUCCAACGUCUGCCGUAGUUGGUGACCCAGUCGCUUGGACCACCAGUAUUCCGAGCGAAUAUAUCCUGGAAGUAACUAGCUGUGAAGGUUAUCCUGGAAUUGAUGCAUUGUCUAAUGUUUCAAUCAGUUUAAUUAGCAGUGGAGGGUGCAAUGCUACAAGUCAUCUGAUCACGCAUUUUUCAGACGCCUACGACGGUACAGUCACUGCGACACUUUCAGCGUUCAAGUUUUACAACUAUGACAACGUUUUCUUGUAUGUGACGUGAAAGUUUGUCCAUCUACGUCAAUUAGUUGUGAUACGACAUGCAGCAGAGCAAAAAGGAGCGCCAAACAGACUGGAACAACUAACGACAAUGACGCUGAAGAGACACGUAUGGCCACCGUGCACAAUGUGCUAAAGGUUAUUGACCCAUACUCGGACGCAUGUAUUCCAGUUGCUCGAGUCAGUACGAGCCUAGUAUUGGCCUUGGCAUUCAUACACUGUUUCUUUUAAUGACGCAGGGAGGGUUUUUCUUAUUUUGAUGACGCAUGGAAGGGUUUUCCGAUGAGUCGCAGGAACGACAGUCUAUUACACGGACAAAAUAAUGAUAAUUUUAUUUUUUGUUUUUGUUUUUAUUUUCAUGUUAAAAUGCGUAUCUGGGUUCUGAUUAAAGAAUAAGUACAGAAAGACAGUCUAACACAUGGAAAAAAAUGAUUUUUUGUUUCGUUUUUGUUUUUAUUUCUUUUAUAUUUUCAUGUUAAAAUGCGUUGUUGGGACAAAAAGAUUUUUUUUUUUUUUUUUUUUUUUUUAUUUGUUUUGUUUUAAUGUUAAAAUGCGUAGUUGGAUCCUGAAUAAAGGAAGAAUAAGUAUAGAAAGACAGUCUAACGCAUGGACAGAAACGAUAUUUUUUUGUUUUGUUUUAGUUUUUAUUUGUUUUUUAUUUUCAUUUUAAAAUGCGUUGUUGGGUUCUGAAUAAAGGAAGAAUAUGUACAUGCUUAGUUUCUGUUCAUUGUUUAGAGCUAUGUUUUCUAUGUUUUAUCAAGUUAAGAAAUAGUAUAUCCCAAGCAGUGAUUUGUUGUUGAAUAAAAAUUGUUUGGAGUACAGAUGCAUAGCCCGUGUGAUACAUUAAUGAAUACGCAUCUGACGACAAAAUGAUUUUAUUCAAGAGUAAAUCGCUGUUCGAGAUAUGCAAUGUAUAACAAUGACUCUAACACGUUAAUCCAUGCCCGGCCCCCAACAAG
This is a messenger RNA of Mercenaria mercenaria, 1944 nucleotides long. RefSeq lists its product as uncharacterized. Lineage: Eukaryota; Metazoa; Mollusca; Bivalvia; Venerida; Veneridae. The record is from RefSeq and is a predicted model, not a curated record. The transcript has 9 exons. Bases 216 to 989 code for a protein of 257 amino acids.